UUUCCCCAAUUUUCGAAACCUAAUUGAUUCCGUGUUUCGAAUGGGGCAAAUAGAAGAAGAAGAAGCAGAAAUUGAUCGCUUGCCUAUUGAUCUCCUGGCGCACAUAUUCUCCCUCUUCGCUUCCUUCAAAGACAUGGCUCAGUCGAGCAGUGUGUGCCGGAAAUGGAGGCAGGGGGUGAAGGAGUCGUUGGCUCGGCGGGAGACUCUGAGCUUUUCCGGCUGGAAGAUGGACGACGAGACCACCACGCGUCUCGUUGGUUUAGCUUAUGGCCUGAAAGAGCUCGACAUAUCAAGAAGCCGUUGGGGCUGCCAGAUUACCGAUCAAGGGCUGAAGCAGCUGUCGACGGCGAAAUGCAUCGGCAAUCUGUCGACUGUCUCCAUGUGGGGAUCGACAGCGAUUACUGACAUUGGAGUUGUUCAUCUGAUUUCGCAGGCUGGUUCGCUGCAACAUUUGAACAUUGGCGGCACGUUCAUCACGGAUGUUUCGCUGUUUGCCAUUGCAGAUAGCUGCCCUUAUCUGAAGUCUGUGAUCCUGUGGGGUUGUCGCCACGUCACUGCCGAAGGCCUUCGCGUUCUUGUAAGCAAAUGCCUCGAGCUCAAGUCCAUCAAUGUGUGGGGAAUGAGGAUUCCGCGGGAUUGCUUUGUUAGUCUGCGCACGGUCAGUCCGUCUCUUCAAAUACACCCCAAAGGAAUACUGUAAACUAUCAAAGGUCCAUUCACAGCGCUCUCCGAGCAAACUGUAAGCAGUACUAUUGAGCAGUAACACAACAGAUCCGGAGAAGCUUCCGGAAGGCAGGCAGGCGCAUGGAAUCCUUACCAUAGCUCUGUCUCUGCAGCUGCAGCUAUAGCCAUGGUGAAGAGUAGAAACAAUCACAAGAAUCGACAGACAAGUCUUGGGACUCAAAUUGAAUGAAUGCAUUUCUUAGAAAUUGUUCGAAGUCAAAGAGAGAAAAACGGUAGUUCAAGUCACUCGACUAAAGGAGUAUAAGUUUGCUCUGGGGCGAUGUUUCUUUCUGUCAGGAAAGGAAGACAUAAUCGAACUUCAGUUGUCCGGUUAAAUGUGUUUCUUAGCACGACCUCUUGAAGGGGCGCUGGUGUCUUUCUUGGAGCUGCCGGAUGCUUCCAGUUUUCUAGCCCAGUCUGGACAUCUGUCCGGUUCAUAGCGAUAAUCGUAAAACAGUUCUUCCCCUGCAGCAAUUCGGUCCUUGGCGAAUAUCGCGACCCUGUGGUCUCCAGCCACCAUGAACACCUGCCAAGAAAUCCUGUCAGUAAAAGCCAAGACGGCAAAUGGGGAAGCGCAACUGCUGGUAUCAUUUCAUCGUUGAUUAGUUUACCCUAGCAUAGCAGUUUGGCUCUAGAGAAUGGUUGGCGAACUUCAGUUUGUCGCCCCUUCGAUGAGCAUCGAGCACAAACUGAUCACGGAGAAAAGAACAAUUAUUUAUGAGAAAUGGAGUUGCUGAAAAUCGCUUUGGAGCUUAAACAUGGAGGAUAGAUCAUACCUGAUUGUUGAGGUUGAAAAGAUACGAACAAUUUAUGCGAUCAUAGAUCUUUCCACGUUUGUCAGCUUCAUGGUGUGAAACUACCUCUCCGGUGUACUCUCCAAGGAAUUCGUGCUUGCUGACGCUAUUCUGUAGUUUAUACAUGAAUGAGUUCAAUUCGAGCAAAUACCGAAGUAGAAAAGACAUGGUGUGAUAUUACCUUCAGAAAAGCCCCCCAACCCGAAAUAUCAGAUCUUCCCAGCAAAAUCUAUAAAGGGGCUCGCAAUUGUUAUCA
Andrographis paniculata is the source of this 1773-nucleotide messenger RNA. Its product is annotated as F-box protein At5g67140-like. NCBI's taxonomy places the organism in Eukaryota, Viridiplantae, Streptophyta, Magnoliopsida, Lamiales, Acanthaceae. The transcript has 6 exons. Bases 41 to 700 code for a protein of 219 amino acids. Gene Ontology annotation, biological process: SCF-dependent proteasomal ubiquitin-dependent protein catabolic process. Gene Ontology annotation, molecular function: protein binding. Gene Ontology annotation, cellular component: SCF ubiquitin ligase complex. The record is from RefSeq and is a predicted model, not a curated record.